This is a messenger RNA of Phaeodactylum tricornutum CCAP 1055/1, 1444 nucleotides long. RefSeq lists its product with no specific name. NCBI's taxonomy places the organism in Eukaryota, Bacillariophyta, Bacillariophyceae, Surirellales, Neidiaceae. Bases 124 to 1311 code for a protein of 395 amino acids. The transcript is spliced from 2 exons. The record is from RefSeq and is a predicted model, not a curated record.
CGUCUGCAAGUUGACACACCGUGUUGACAGGAAAGACCGAAAUGCCCUUGACGGUGAUCGGAAGUGCGGCAGACACUCAAUCACAAUACUGACAUUUGAGUAAAAACUCCACUCUCCUGAACCAUGGAGUUAAUGAUGCCAACGACCGACAAAACGGAGGAGGAAGUUUUGUCCGCUCGUGCCGUCGAACCGUCGGUCAACGAGCGCUUACGGACGAACGAUCCGUCACUAACCCGUCUCGAUGUGACGUCUGCGACUUUCAAAGACUUCUCCUUGUAUCGCAAAAUGGACUUUCUGCACUCCCUGCGCGCGAACAGCGUGGUGAAGACCGUGCAUUUAUCCGCCAGUGGUUUGCAGCAAGUGUGGACAAGGAUUCAUCUCGAAGAAUUGGUGGAUGCCAUUUGUUGCCUGCCGCGGCUUGAGGAACUCUUCGUGUUCAAGGCCGAUAACCACGUUUUCACAGAAGAAAUCUUGGCAAAUGCACUCCUCCGGGCGGAGCAACUCAAGGUACUCAUGCUCUGGGAUUUUUCCGACUUUCGCCCCACACUGGCCGGUGCUAUUCGUCAACUACCCAUGUUGGAACGCAUCACGAUUUCCCUACCCCACGAUCUGCCCUGGGCCGCAAUGGACGUUUAUGUGAUGGGCCUGGCCGAGCACGAAACUUUGCAGUGCCUCAGUUUGCGGUGUCAGGGUGGAAAAUGUCGGGAAGCUGUCGUUUCGCCUGAAGCGAUGCACUUGCUCCUGACGUCCACCUCCAUACACACUCUUUAUCUCGAGAAUUUGGGCUUGACGGACGAUCACACGGACGCCAUGGCGGAUGAGUUGCGGCACAGCAACCGGGUACUUAAAUCACUGGACAUCAAGAGCAACUAUUUCAGCGACGACGCCUUAUACACGUUUGCCGGCAUGCUUCCACACAACAAAACUUUGACUUCGAUCGACUUGUCCGGUGUAGUCGUAACCGAAGGUGGUGGACGGAAGUUGGCUGAGGCGAUGCAGCACAAUCGAGUCCUGACUAAUUUGGAGCUGGAAGGUUACGCUGAGCGAUACGUGGACGAAUUUCAUAUUCCCGAGGCGUCGGAAAAUACUGACUGGCACCGGGCCUUGGACUUUUACAUUCGCCUCAACCGGGCUGGCCACGAUUGCCACCAACGCCCGGCCUUUGUGGAAUCUCUCAAUUCCGUGUCGGAUCACCUCGGAUGCUUGUACCACGUGCUUCGACAGCACCCGGAGCAUGUCCGUAAUGCUGCCAACGAGUUGCAGACGACACCGAUUCACAUUGGGAGCAAUUUUAGUAUUCCAGUGGUAUGAGCUGGUUCAUAUACAGAUAUACUAAGUGAACAAUGCUUCGGUAGCAAUGGCGACACAAGAAACAUGAGCAGUUGCUCAACAAUCGGCAUCACAUCAGAUCUACGCAACCAAAUAAAACUAUAUUUCGCAUAUU